Messenger RNA from Brassica rapa (field mustard), 8212 nucleotides. RefSeq names its product ACT domain-containing protein ACR10. Lineage: Eukaryota; Viridiplantae; Streptophyta; Magnoliopsida; Brassicales; Brassicaceae. The record is from RefSeq and is a predicted model, not a curated record.
AAGUUUCAACCAAGAGUAGCUUUUAAGUGCAUCUGAACUCUGAACUCCAAUUCGAUAGUUAUAAACAAUAUUUUUAAGCUUAGAAAAAAGAUUAUAAAUAGAUAAAAUCCAAGUAUUUUUGUUUAGUAUGGAUUUUUUUCACGCAAACAUGAAUAAGAACUAGAAUAGUCCUAUCCCAUAGUAGUUAAAAGUAAAUAAUAUAGUAAGCUGUAUAUGCAUCACCCAUCUGAAGACUAGACUUGUAGAGGCAAGUCUUUCCUUUUUUUUUUGGGCUUUUGGUAUCUUCAAGUCCAUGGGUAAUGCAUAUAGCUUAGAAUAUUUAAUUUUAGCUACUCUUUUUCCAAGCUUAAAAAUAUUGCUUAAAACUAUCAAACUAGAGUUCAGAUUUCCUGUUUUUUUAACUAUCAAACUGGAAUUAUAUAUAUAUAUAUAUAUAUAUAUAUAUAUAUAUAAUUGCCAGUGAUGUAUAAUGCUUGUGAUGUACUUUCUUCAUUUGUGCCAAUGGAUUUGUUUUACUUGGCCUAAGGAUUAUGUAAUCUACCAUUAACCAAAACCAGGUAUAUUAUAAUUUUCUAGGUAACAGUCUUCACUGAUAUUUUCACAGGGAAAGAUCCAAUCGCUUCUAAGACGUACACAAAAAUGACAGAUAAACAUCAUUGUCUCAUUAAAAUUAUAAUUUCAUGUAGAAUUCAGUGCUGUGUGGAUUGGACAAAGUAAUUUUCGCCUAUUGGUAGUGGCAUUAGACUUAUAAAUUAUGCAUACACAUGAUUUGAAAGUGUGCAUAGUUUUCUUAACUGUUUCCGUCAAAUUUUAGGUUUAGGCUUUUGGUGUGGAUUUAUCAUAAUUGAUUUAUUUUUAUUUUUAAAGUUUAUAAGAAGUUCCAAACUUUAGUUAUGUCGGUUUCAGUAUCAUAAGAGGUUUCGUGCGGGUUCAGUGAUUGUUGUUUUGCAUAUUUACGUUAUACUUCUUUCUUCUUUUCUGAAUCUUCAUGCCACUUUGUUUCUUCAAAUAAACUGACUUGAACCAACAUAAUUGUAAUCAAGUGAUAGGUACUCUUUACUCUUUUGGCUCAAAUAUCCCACUGAUAUUAAAUAGUUGAACAAAGACAAUUCAAAAGAGAACAUUGAAAAAGAAAGUCUAAGGAACGAGUUAUUUUUAAAAGUAACAUGCUAGUAGCAACAGCAUGAUGCUACUAUUAGAGUUUAAUAUUGCAAGUUUUACCUUUACAAGUUGCAUUUUGGACGAUUUGGAUAAGCAGGCAAGACUUUUUACUCCUCCUAGUCCUACUUGCUCAUUUCUAUAAAUAUCUUCCUAUUAUUUCAUAUUAACUUGUAGAAAUCAAGAAAGAAAUCAAAUGUAGUGUUAAGCCGUUCACUAAAAACAACACCAACUUUAUACAUGAUUUGUCAUAUCAAACUUUAUUUAGCAACUAUUAAUACUACAAAGUUACAUUCAUAUGGAAUUUUUACUUAUGCAAGAAUAGAAAGGCUACGAACUAAGAACAAUAAAAAAUGUUUUUAAGAAAUAUCAAAAUACUAGUUAUAAAAGAACAAUAAAUAAAAAGGGUCAUGGCAAGGCUUGAAUGCUGGUAUGGAGGGUUAAUUAAUCAAGUUUUACAAAAAUCAUCAGUAUCUUUCUAUAUAUUCUAAACACAUUCGAAUUUUCUUAUAAAAAUUUCAAGGGUGUCAUGUGACACCCCAUCUUAUGUAGUGGGUCGUCUGUCACUGGGUUUGAGUGUUGCUAAUGAUGUUCUCGUCUCUUUACUGGAAAGAGACAGAAUUUGUAAAUAUUCUUGUUGAAUUGUAAAGAAUUUGUUAAUAAUUGUAUCAAGUCUCUAGACUUAGAAUGAAUACUUAGCGUGUUGUCUUGUUCAACGUUUUGGUCUUUCGUAAGGAUCACUGUGACUGUAAAGUGUUAUGAAGUUCCUCUUACCACGCAUAAACUGAGAGAUUAAGAUUAUGAGCAUCUAAUUCAUUUCAUUCCUCAGCACCAUUUUAGUUUUGUGGAUAUUAUUCUUUGGCUGAGCAUGGCAUUUUCAUGCAACCGGUUAAUCUCCAGCGCCUAAGUCCGUCCUCACAAACCUGGUUCAAAAAAUUGUCAGCCUCCCCCACUCAUCAAGUUCUAAAUACUAUAUCCUCCCAUAAUUUCCUUCCCUUUUGCUUUUAAUCAUUCUCUAAUAAUUUAACCAGAUUUAAGAAAAAAACAUUCCUCUAAGGUUUUAUUAAUAAUACAUGAUGCAUGCAACAUAUUAUUAGCCUGUCAACAACAAAAACUUUUGCUGCUAGACCUGAUGUCUCAAGUCUCUUGUAACUAUUUCAUGGAUUUAGAAAAUAACUGAAACUGUGACAAAAAAAAUAAAUAACUGAAACAAUAAAAUAAUUUUACCAAAAAGAACUGAAAAAGAAAUUGUAAAAUAAGAAACACCUCACAGGUCAGCACACAGCUCAGAUCGCUCUGGUAACUAAACAGUGUGCCCACGUAUAUGCAAUUCCGUAGGACUUGCUUAUUUAAUUACAACUAAAUACACAUAAAAUAAUAAAUUGCAGAAAAUAACAACGUGAAAUCUAACACUUUGAAUAGUCAAUAUUUUUAAUUAAUAUCAUAAAUAUAAUCAGGAUUUAGUGGGGUUAAUUUCUAAAACGAGAAGAUUCACAACAAAACAUGGCUAACGACGAAGUUAAAGCUCCUUUGACUCUCUCUCAAUAAAAGCCAAAGCCCAAACCUUCAGAAAAAAAAAAAAUUGAAAACUCUUUGAAGAAGAAGAAGAAGACAGAGAGAGAGAGAGAGAUGGGUAUUUUGUCUGAUGACGUUGUGAUAAUCAGACAGUCUGAGAAAGAAGGCGACCCGAGUGUUAUUACAAUCAACUGUCCCGACAAAACUGGUCUGGGUUGCGAUCUCUGUCGUAUCCUCCUCUUCUUCGGUCUCAACAUUGUCAGAGGAGAUGUAUCCACCGACGGAAGAUGGUGUUACUUGGUGUUCUGGGUGAUUGGGAAACCGAACACGAGAUGGAAUCUGUUGAAGACGAGGCUUGUGGAAGCGAGUCCUGCUUUUGCUUGGGCCUUUGGUAUCUCGAGAUGUUACCUUUCUGACUCUGAGUCUCAGCCUCCUGAUCUUUUCUUGUUGAAGCUAGCGUGUUCUGACCGCACAGGGCUUCUAUAUGAUGUCACAGAGGUUCUUUACAAGCUUGAGAUUAACAUUGAGAAAGUGAAGAUAUCAACUACUCCUGAUGGCAAAGUGAUGGACUUGUUCUUUGUCACAGACACUAGAGAGCUUUUAGGUACGGAGAAGAGGAGGGACGAAGUCUAUGAGUACCUGAGAGAUGCCAUUGGAGAUGCAAUGAUGAGCUAUGACAUUAAACUUGUUAGCUCAGAAGUUACAGCGCGUUCGCCAGCUUCUUCCUCCUUUGCGGAAACAUUGUUCUCCUCGUUGGAAGAGCAUCCAAGUGGGCUACAGACUUCAAGCAGUGUGUCAAUUGCAGUUGACAACUCGUUAAGCCGAGCUCACACGCUCAUUCAAAUCACUUGUCAAGAUCACAAAGGCCUUCUCUAUGAUAUCAUGAGGACCUUCAAGGACUUUAACAUUCAGAUCUCAUAUGGGCGUUUUACAAUCAAACGAGGAAAGAACUGUGAGAUUGACUUGUUCAUCGUGCAAUCUGAUGGGAGGAAGAUUCUUGACUCAAGCAAGCAAGACGCAUUGGUUUCUCGUUUGAGAGCAGAGCUGCAGCAACCUCUGAGAGUGGUGAUGAUGAACAAAGGUCCUGAUACCGAACUUUUGGUGACAAACCCUGUUGAGUUAUCAGGAAAAGGACGGCCACAAGUCUUCUAUGACAUUGCACUUGCCCUCAAGAAGAUCAACACCUGCAUCUUCUCGGCUGAGAUUGGAAGGCACUUGACGGGAGACAGAGAAUGGGAGGUGUACAAAGUGUUGAUCAACGAAGAAGACAGCUUACCGGUCUCGAGAAGCAAGAUAGAGGAACAAGUGUGGAGUACUUUGAUGGGUUGGGAGUGAGGUUUCAAGAAACUCAGGACCAUUAGCUGACCUCAGACACAUAGCAAAAGAGUAUAUGACUGUAAGAUUGUGACUUUAUGAUGGCAAUGAGUGAGUCUAUGUAGAUUAAAGCUGCUACGAGGUAAUUAAUCUGAUAAAACCGGAUUUUGUAUAACGUUUGCAAUGUGUAAAUAUGGUUGGAAGUGUGCCUUUUAUAUGUUAAUGAGAGAUAGAUCUGUGUAAGUUUUGUAAAUGAGAGUGUGGUUCUGUAGAAUGAAGCUAAGCUAAGUCUUUGCACUUGUAUUGUGCUGAGAUCUUUGUCAUAUAUAUAAAGGAAAAUGGUCUUUGAGGAAACUUUUUGUUACUGUUAAAUGGGCUGUGUCUAAGCCCAAUAGUGAGAGUGGCAAUUCUUCCGUAGUUAAAACGCAUGAUGAGGGAAAGAGUUUAAGCCCAAUAGUGAGAGUGGCAAUGGUUAUGACAGGCUUCUAAGAAUUUAGAGUACGAUUCCACUUGUGCAUAUUAUUAUGUUAAACGACCACUAUAACUGCGGAGUGCGGACACUAGCAUUUGAAUGUUUUGAUGUUUUUAACCAUGUAGAUGGCCUAUAAUGUAAAGAAAGAUGAUCUACCUAAUAAACAUGGUUUAUGAUAUGUAAAAAACAUUGGUAUGGUAACAAAAAAAUAUUCUUGAGAAGUGACGUCGUGGGAGAAAGGCUCCGAAGACUUGAGAUAAUGAGGGAGAGAAUGUUAGGCACCGGCCCAUAUGAAUUCGAUUAGUAAACAAUUUCUCUCCACAAACCCAAUGACGUCUAUACGCAAUAUUACGCUUGUUUACUAGUCGGCGUAAAUGAUAGUCGCAGUUCAAUCCACUUUUUUCAAAGUGUGUUCUCUUUUCGUUGUAUAAAAAGGAAAGAAGAUAGUGGUUUAAUAAUCACCGGAUUUUAGGAAAUUAAUCGAUCCGAAUCCGAAGUAACCCUACGAUAUUCAACAUGUGUUGUCAUACGGAUAUGAGGUCACAUUUUAAAUUUCUUUUGAAUAUCUAAAAAAGUUCAUCUGUGGAUUGCACCUCUAUAAGAAAUUAAUUAAAAUUUUCCACAGGUUUGGAAUAAUUAAAAAUGUUUGUUUUUUUUGCUACAACUUAAUUUAUAUAUUAGAUGUAACUAUUCGAAGUUUCACUUAUAAUCAUAGUUCAACAAAAUUAAUUUAUAGAUGUAAAAAUCCAUAUUCUGUAUAAUUGGAAGAAAUAACAAAAACAAAAACAGAAGUAGAACCAAACACUAAUAGCAUGAUUAUUGGGAGUUUUUACGGUGGGGUUCUUAGCAGAAUAUGAGAAUCUGUCUCUUAACUUUUAACUAAAAAAAUUAAAAACCGGCUGUUAAAUAAAAUAUUUAAGAACUGAUUCUUAAUUUUUUAGUUAAAAGUUAAGAGACGAAUUUUUAUAUUCCGCUAAUAACCUCACUCUAAAAAUUCCCAAUAAUCAUGUUGUAGCAAUUUCAUGAAAGGUCACUUCUCGGCCAAUUUACAUUUUAGCAGAUAGCCAGAGCUGUCCUUUUCUACGGUCCAUUUUUCCAUCACUUUUGAUAGUUUUUUUGGAAUUGUCCCUCGUGCGAAUCUUUUUACCAUAUUGUUUAGCUAUGAAAAAUUUAGCGAUUGUGACAUCGUGUGUCCUUAGUUAAUCAAUGCCUUGAUGGUCGUAUUUAUUCUGUAUCUGUAAAAUAUUUGAAGUAUCAGUAACUGCUAGAACAUUAUGACACGUAAUACUCAAAAUUCCAAGAAAAUGAACUACUAGACAGAAAACUAUCACUUGUGUGAUCAUCUUCUUUUAAUCAAUCUAUUUCCGGUUAACUCAAUUAUAUAUAUCACCUAGUAAUGUCUAUUGUUAGAACGAUGGUAAAAAUUAGAAGCUUGUUCGAUUCGGUUGAACUUUCAGUUUAGAUAGAAUUCUAUAUUUUGAUUUUGCGUGUAAGCAAAGUUUGUGUUUAGUUCAUGUGGCCGACCUCUUCUACCUAAUAAAAUCUGACAUGUAAGAGCCGUAUGAUUGACAAAAUAUGCCAUGACUCGUGAGUAUACUCUAUUCAGACAGAAAAAAUGAUGAUGAGAGUUCUAGGGAAAAAAGGGAAAGAGAAAGAUACAUAAUGUUAGAGCAUCUCCAAUGUAUAUCUCUAUAUUUUUCUCUAAAAUAGAGAUCUCUAUUAUAAAAGUGAAUUUGCUCCAAUGUAUGACUCUAUAAUAGAGUUCCUCUAUUUUAGAGGAAAAUAUAGAGGAAUCCUACUUUUUACCUCUAUAUUUAGAGAUGAAAAUAGCAAAUUUCUAUAUUUUCUCCUAUAAAUAGAGGAACUCUAUUAUAGAAUCAUACAUUGGAGCAAAUCCACUUUUAUAAUAGAAUUUUUCUAUUUUAGAGGAAAAUAUAGAGAUAAAAAUAGAAGUGGGUUGGAGAUGGUGUUAGGUAAGAAUCCCAUAUGACUGCACAUGGAAAUCGAGUACUUUUUACAUUAUAAUUGACAAGAAAAUGUACGUGUAUAGUGUAGUAGACAGUAGAGUCAUCGACCACUAUUCUAACUUCAAUUAUUGCAUGCUUUCUUUUGAGAAAAUGAUUAUAUGCUUAUUACAAAAGUAGAUGAGAAAAUGAAUCUACAUGGCGAAUAUAAUCUUCAGGAUAUCCUUUAACCUAAUUGUAGAAAGUAUUGAUCACACUGGAAGGACACAGUCUCCGCAGACCACAGUCCACAAUAUAUAUGAAAACAAUAAGACUUGCGAUGUUUCGAAUCAUCAAUCUAUAAUUUCGAACACAGAAACAUUUAUGGAACUAAAUUUCAAAAUUUCAUGAUUAAUAAUACAUGAACGAACGAAUGCUAAGGAAGAGGCUAGAAACGGUGCUUGGUGUUCACGUGCUUCUGCCCAUCCUUGUCCAUCUAGCCAAAAAUUUUGAAUAUACAAUGCGAAACCGAAAAAGAUUCUGGUUUUAGAACUUAGCAUGUGAAACACAAAGAACAAAUAUGCCACAGUUUCGGAACAUAACGAAAACAUUAGCCAAUGAGGGAUAAAACAGUGUACAUCCGGACGAUAACCUCUUCACCGAAAAUGUUUACAAGAUGUACGUAUUAUCAUAAUAUUGGUCGUUGUCGACUGAUAUUACCAAACGAUCAUGCAACAUGCUUACAAGAAAUUUCAUGUAAAACCUAUAUAUCAUUACGCUGGGUUGUAUUUCUCUAACAAUUAAUAAAUAUAUUAUGUAUUUGUAACUAGUUACACUUUUUUAUAAGUAUAUAAAGCUCGUAUGGAUUAUUAUUGAAAUGAGGUGUCCUGAGAUUAUAUCAUUAUGGUUAGUAAUAUAGCGUCACCAAAGUCUUAGUCACUAUUGAGUAUUGACUACUACACUCAGUAAAGGGAAUCAGUGACCCUACAAUUUGAUUUUCUUGCUACCUCACUGCAAAAUGCCAAGAACUAUACAUGUUUCAAAUUACUACAUACAUGAUACAAUUUUCUAUAUUAUGCACAUGUUUCUAAGAAAAUACGGCAAAUUCAGCUAACCCCGUAUAGAUAUGACAGCCACGAAGGACUUGAUAAAGUGUGAAAAUAUGGGAUAAAAUGAGCUUGAAGUGAUGAAGAUCAACUAUACGGCUAUACCAGAAAAUAUACUGAUUGUGAAAACAUAGUUUAUACAUGGUUCAGAUUCAUUCAACGUUAAUCUUUCACCUAGUUUUAUCAUUUAAGUCUCUAGUAGUUAUAGCUUAAAAUGAUGCCCAUUUAAGGGAAGAUGAUGAAUGAAGUCUUUCCUUUAUAACAUAAAAAAUGUUUAUGAAAGGAAAGAAACAAUAGUUGCAAGUAGCAACUAUAGCUGUUACCGUAUGUAUUAGACGUUAAUUAAUAUACUGAAACGUGUAUCAAAGUUUCUAAGGCAUUUAAUUUGUAUCAUAGUUUGUUUUCUUAUUUUCUGAAAAAAACCGUCAUAAUCAAAUAAUAAAUGUCUAGUACAUCUAUUUUAGAAUACUAUACUCCUUAUUUGCAUAAGUCUUGGAUUUAAGUUAAUGUCUAAUAAAGUGACGAGGACAUUCAAAAUAGAGGAAAUGACACAAGCUUAAGAUGAUAUGGAUACAUAAUUCACAAUAUUUGCAAUUAUCACUCUGGAAAUCAACAGAAAAGGAUUCAUUUGAAAGAUCCAACAGUCAUAAACACAUGAUGAUGCCAAAUUACACAAACGCAAAAGACAAAAAAAGCAUUAAAAU